Messenger RNA from Mytilus trossulus (common blue mussel), 1376 nucleotides. RefSeq lists its product as uncharacterized. The transcript is spliced from 2 exons. The record is from RefSeq and is a predicted model, not a curated record. Lineage: Eukaryota; Metazoa; Mollusca; Bivalvia; Mytilida; Mytilidae. Bases 69 to 1361 code for a protein of 430 amino acids.
UAAAAUUAUAUUACAGAAAAACCAGCAAUUCAACACAAGUUGGAACAGACAAUAACCUUGAAUCUCCAAUGCAUGCAUGUAAUUCUGAUCAUCAUCAUGGAUCCAUCCCUGAGAGCCAAGUUAUCUUUUCAGCUAUACCUUAUGUUUGUGGAGAAGUCGAGGUCAUUAGCACAGAAAAGUUUGUUACAACUGAUUAUUUGCCAGGUCAAAGAUAUGUAUCAAAAUUAAACCAUCCCACAUGUAAGCCAACUAAAGAGCAUGACUAUAGUUAUCACAGAGAUGAUAAAGUGAUUGUAGAUUCGUCUACUCAAACAGAAGUUACAGCUAAUGAUAUCAGGCUACUGGAACAGGAAAAUGACAGACUCAAGCAUACCCUGGAAGAUAAAGACAGCUUGUCCAGAGAAAUUUUUGUUAAACAUGUUACCAAAGAUGACAAACAUGUAAAGUUUUACACUGGUGUUCAAAAUUUCGCUAUUUUAAUGGGUAUUUUCCAGCUUCUUAUGACCAAAUGUUCCAAGUUAAAGUACUGGUCUGGCAAGGGAAGUGUUAAUGAUAAAAACUACCAAACUGGAAAUAGAUUAAAGCCUGGACCACAAAGGAAAUUGACAGAUUUUCAGGAAUUUAUACUUACAUUAGUACGUCUUCGUCUUGGUCUAAUAGAUUAUCACUUAGCUGAUAUUUUUGGAAUCUCAAAGACCCGUGUUUCACAGAUAUUUACAACAUGGAUAACAUUUAUGUCAGGUUUAUUUGGAAAACUAAUAAAAUGGCCAUCAAAGCAACAAGUCAGAAAACAUAUGCCGCAUUCAUUCAAAAUGUUAUACCCAAAAACAAGAUCUAUAAUUGACUGCACAGAAUUUUUUUUUCAACAUCCAAGAUCUCCUACAGCACAGGCCUCAACAUAUAGCACUUAUAAAUCAAAAAAUACUGGGAAAUGUCUUUUAGGGAUCUCACCUUCUGGAACCUUCACUUUUGUUUCAGACGUUUAUGGCGGCAAUGUAUCAGAUCGUUUUAUUACUGAAAAGUCUGGUUUCAUGGAUUAUAUUGAAGAGGGAGAUGACAUAAUGGCAGAUAGAGGCUUCACCAUAAGAGAUUUGUUAACAGAAAAAAAAGCAACAUUAAAUAUGCCACCAUUUACUCGCAAGUGUGUUUGGGGAAAAAAGAAAAGACUUAAUGUGAAUGAAAUUAAACAAACUCGCUCUAUAGCUAAGUUGAGAAUUCAUGUUGAAAGAGCCAUUCAAAGACUAAAGCUAUUUAAACUUAUAGGAAAUACUAUAGCAUGGUCUCUGAAACCAUUGACUAAUCAAAUGGUCAAAGUUUCAGCAUUUUUAUGCAAUUUAAUGCCAAAAUUAGUUAGGCGGUAAAAUGUCCAUAGAGAU